GGACAGAAUCAGUAUAUAUUGUCAUGCAUUAACGAACUCAAACACAGGCUUUGAAGAAGGGCUUCUCGUGGCGUCAUCACAACUAACUACCAAGACAUCUUCCUCCAGAUUACAAUGCAGGCCAGAAUAAUGAAGGCAUUGGUGUUAUGUGUGCUUGUGUGUGUCGGAAACUGUUCAGCUAACCCUGUGGCUGAGAACGAUAAACAGGCAGAUGGCGAGGCGUUCAAAUCCACCAGAAUACAAUUGGGGAGCGAAGAGUUGUACAUAGUCACCGCUACGGAUGGGACACCUCUGGCAGCCAUUGAUGUUAUCCUUGAUGAGGGAUAUGAAAUCGAGCUGACUCUAGACGGCAGUAAAUGUCGCCUUAGCCAGGUUCGUGACAACAGUUCGUGUUUCGACGAGGUUCCACUUGCGGACAAACCGGUUUCUGCGCGUAUUGCUGACCGUUGCAAGGGCAGAGAGAUCGUGACCUUGAAGCCAAUGGAUUGCGACGCCAAGUCCGGUCUCAAAGGAGACGCUCCCAUUCGUGAGAAAAGAGGAUUUUGCUAUGGCGUUCGCCUCGUUUGUUCGUGGGGGUCCGGUUGCAGCCUGCAAGGUUAUGUUUACUGGUGUUAAUUCCACAACUUCGGACGACUGAUACCAGAAUAGAAAAUAUAAUCCAUUUGCUUGCUCAAUAACAACAUUUCUGAACGAUUUAAAAAAAUGGCAUGAAAUGAAAACUUGUUUCAGAUUGAUCCUUUAUGUAUACGUUUAUUUCUAUUAGUAUGACUCUAGUGCUUAUAAUUUAUAAUAAUUAUAAUUAUAGCGUGAUUUUCACAUUUCUGUUAAUUGAUUUUUGACAUUAUAAUUAUAUGUUCUACUCACUAUCAUGACGUAAACACAAAACUUGAUUCAUAAGGACUUUACUUCAUCUUAGUUUCUUACAAACCACAUAAAUUCCACAAUUUUAAAAUAUAAAUGUAAACACUGUUUCACAAAUAAUUUUUCUAAAUGAGCUGUUUGUCUUUAUAAAUCAUAUGGCAAUAAAUUCGCAAUAAACUGCU
Dreissena polymorpha is the source of this 1043-nucleotide messenger RNA. RefSeq lists its product as uncharacterized. The record is from RefSeq and is a predicted model, not a curated record. The coding region runs from base 115 to 615 and encodes 166 amino acids. The transcript has 6 exons. Lineage: Eukaryota; Metazoa; Mollusca; Bivalvia; Myida; Dreissenidae.